Molecule: messenger RNA, 678 nt
Organism: Anopheles marshallii
Lineage: Eukaryota; Metazoa; Arthropoda; Insecta; Diptera; Culicidae
Gene: Paf-AHalpha
Product: platelet-activating factor acetylhydrolase IB subunit beta homolog
Exons: 3
Coding region: 1-678 (225 amino acids)
Source: RefSeq, a predicted model, not a curated record
AUGAGUACGACAACGCUGCCUGCAAUUUGCAAAGACCUGGACGGUGAUGACCGAUGGUUAAGCAUCCACAAACGUUUCGUCGCCGAAUGCAAGGAGAAAGACCCGGACGUGAUGUUUAUUGGUGACUGCAUACUCGAGUCGCUGCAGUUUACCGACUAUUGGAACCAGCAUUUCGUACCGAUGCACUGCCUUAACUUUAGCAUACGCUCCGACCGCACGCAGAAUAUUUUGUGGCGGCUGCAGAACGGUGAGCUGGACAAUGUGCGUCCGAAAGCGAUCGUACUGCAUGCUGGAACGAACAACAUCGGAGAUUCGGCCGAGGAAGUGACAGAAGGCAUCCUCGAGCUGGUGCGGACGAUUCGCCAGAAGUUGCCUGAUGUGUACAUUAUACUACCGACAUUACUACCCCGUGGACAGCAACCGAACGAGCUAAGGGAUAAGAAUGAUCAGGUGAAUCGAUUACUCCGCGAACGAUCCAUUGGAGUCAACAAGGUGCAGAUUGUGACCGUUGACAAUGGGUUAAUACAAAGCGACGGUACCAUCAGUCAUCACGACAUGUUUGACUAUUUGAACCUUACUAACGUUGGCUGCAAAAAGGUGUUUGAACCGGUUUGCGAUCUGUUACAUCAAAUUCUCACGGAAAAUGAAAGGGAGCGUGAUCUCACACCAUCGGAGUAG